Messenger RNA from Lycium ferocissimum, 849 nucleotides. RefSeq lists its product as uncharacterized. Lineage: Eukaryota; Viridiplantae; Streptophyta; Magnoliopsida; Solanales; Solanaceae. Bases 1 to 849 code for a protein of 282 amino acids. The record is from RefSeq and is a predicted model, not a curated record. The transcript is spliced from 2 exons.
AUGGGUGAGAAUGAGCAGAUGAAAGAGAAAUCACCUGCUGCUCCAUGGGCUAGUUUGUUUGCUGGUAAUCGAGUAGCGUCAAAUAGUAUGUCUCUAGACUAUAUAACUCCGGCGGUGGUGGAUGGAAACCUAGUUGUGCAGCUUGAGAAAGAUGAACAAGCACAGGAGGAGGAAAAUGGAAAAGUAGCUUCGCCUGUACUAUACUAUCACGAGGACGGAUAUUACAUCGCAAAAUUUCAGAGUGUGGCUGAUAUGCAGGAGAUAGUGUAUUCUGGCCCAUAUUGCCUGAAUAAUAAACCUCUUAUUUUGAAACAAUGGACUCUACAGUUUGAUCUGAGUAAAGAGUUUCUGUCGGAGAUACCAUUAUGGAUCAAGCUACCUAAACUACCCAUGAAUUGCUGGAGUUGUGAUUCUCUGAGCCACAUUGGUAAUGCUAUUGGAUGUCCUAUGUUUGCUGAUGAGUGUACGACUAAACAAACCCGCAUAUCAUAUGCUAGAAUGAUAAUAGAGGUGGAUGUGACUAAGCCGUUACCGGAUGAAAUAGCGAUAAUCGAUGCUAAUGUGGUUAUAUUUCAUCAAAGAAUCGAAUAUGAAUGGAAACCAGAAUUCUGUGAGAAGUGUCAAAAAGUGGGACAUGAUUGCGGGAAAGUCAUAAGAACGCAACAGCUAAAUGUCCCUCCAAAGAAGAAGAAAAAGUUCACUCAGGUUUGGCAGGCUCAUCCUACCAAACCAGCAGUAACAGCAGAAAAGGUCCCUCCGCGAGACCAACCAGCACCUCAGCAAUUGCGAGUGUCAACUACAGUGGGGAAAGAUACUGGUAUGGCAACAUUACUGCAGAUGGGGAUAUAG